Molecule: messenger RNA, 1020 nt
Organism: Plasmodium fragile
Lineage: Eukaryota; Apicomplexa; Aconoidasida; Haemosporida; Plasmodiidae
Exons: 2
Coding region: 1-1020 (339 amino acids)
Source: RefSeq, a predicted model, not a curated record
AUGGAAGAAUAUUUGCGGAAGAGGUACUUGGGCAAGGAGCCCAAAAAGGAUAAGCGGAAUAAAAGGAGUAGUGUAAAGAUAUAUGAUAGUGAAGAAGAAGAGAGGAGAGUCCAUUCACACAUAGGAGAUGCUCCUUUGGAAGAUGAUCCUUUUGUGGUGGAGGAGUCAGACGAAAGUUCCGACAUCCCCAUAACCGUCACGGGAGAUAAUAACACAGAAAUUGUACAUAUGUCAAUAGAAAGCAAAAAAAAAAUUCUUCAAAGUUUGAAGGGAGAACUUACAAGAGACAAGUUGAUUAAUGAAAAGAGCGAAGAGGUAUGUAAGGCGAGUGUUAAGAAGUUGAGAAAGGGAAGCGACAGAUGUAGUCGGAGAGGGAAAAAAGGAGGAUCUACUAAUGGAAGCAGCAAAAAAGAGGGUGAAUCGUCUGGGGCGGAUUCCCAAAGUAGUGAUUUCUCUAGGCAUGGCGCAACGGCGGCUAAGCCAAAGGGUGGUGUGAGGGGCAAUCGUAGUGGAAGUGACUCCGACUUGUCUCCCCCGCGACGGUUGCGACGUGGUCAGGGGGGAAGAAGAAGUAGUGGUGGAAGUGACUCCGACUUGUCUCCCCCACGGCGAAGUGGUGAGGGGGGAAGAAGAAAUAGUGGUGGAAGUGACUCCGAUUUGUCGCCCCCACGGCGGUUAAAAAGCCGCCGCACAGGGGGAAAGCAGUCCGAGUCGGUGUCCAGUUCCAAUCACAGCAGUGAAGACAGUAUCGUUACAAGUGAUGAUAGGGAGCCCCAGCGACCUUGGGGAAAAGGCAAAAAAACCCAAGCAGGAACAUCCCCGGAAAAGAAGGAAAAGCAAAACAUGGAGUCUACCAUCUACAGAGAUAAAGGAGGGAAAAUCAUCUCGAGGGAGGAAUGGAUUAGUACACAAAAAAAGGAUAUGAAUACCAAGUAUAGCACAAGUGGAAAAAAGGGAGCAGGAGAUGGAGAAGAAGAGCAAGACAAAGAAAAAGAAAAAAAAAAAAAAAAAAAAAACUAA